Messenger RNA from Dentiscutata erythropus, 600 nucleotides. NCBI's taxonomy places the organism in Eukaryota, Fungi, Glomeromycota, Glomeromycetes, Diversisporales, Gigasporaceae. The record is from the annotation of a GenBank genome assembly.
AUGCCAUUAUCAACCUUAUUGGAAAAACAUAUUAUUAAAUCUAAUGAGAGAUUAAGUAAAAGUAACAUUAAAGUCUAUUGCAAGGCAUGUGUUGAACAUCUACAAAAAUGUGUACAUUUCGCGAACAAAAUAACACCAGACGAAAAAGCAGAAAUUUUCGCUUUAUCUAAUAAAGAAAUUUCAAAUGAAAAACAUCCUGAUAAAAAAAGUGCAUUCAAUUCCUCAAAGUCUUCUUCAGCUCAAAAAGUCAUUACUACUGGUGAAGAAGACAAUGAACUUUCUAAUGAAAUCGAACCCGAAAGUGAAGCAAGAUGUGAGCUUGAAUCUGAAGAAAUUGAAAAUAAUGUCACAAUUGAAGACUUUAAUGAUGAAGAGACAGUAGAAUCAAAUUCUUUGAAAGAAGAAUUUAGCCAAUUCUUGGACGUAUGGGUAGCAAUAUUAGCAGAGAAAAUUGAAGAAUCAGCAGGUAUAGAUGAAGAUGAAAAUGAAGAAAUAUUUUCUUUAUUAGUUGGUUCAGUUGGUGAUAUUAUUCACCCAGCGAUUGACCCUAAUACCAAAUGGGACAUAAUUAUGCUUUUUAACGAAUUACCAUUACCGUAA